CUGAGCAGCGUUUCUCUGCUUCACAUCACAGGAUUUUGCAUACGAUGACUCGAAAGUGGAGUUCAAUGUGGACGCUCCUAAUGGCGUGGUGAUGGAGGGAUACCUGUUCAAGAGGGCCAGCAACGCCUUCAAAACAUGGAACAGGCGAUGGUUUUCAAUACAGAACAGUCAACUGGUGUAUCAGAAGCGGCUAAAAGAUGCUUUGACUGUGGUGGUGGAGGACUUGAGGCUUUGUUCUGUGAAACCAUGUGAGGACAUUGAGAGGCGGUUCUGUUUUGAAGUGGUGUCACCUACAAAGAGCUGUAUGCUGCAGGCUGAAUCGGAGAAGCUCCGUCAGGCUUGGAUUCAGGCUGUUCAGGCCAGCAUUGCUUCUGCCUACAGGGAGAUUUCUGAAAACUAUUACAUAGAGCGGCUGGACAGGACGGCGUCUCCCUCCACCAGCAGUAUCGACUCUGCCAGCGAGCCGCGGGAGCGAGUGGUUCGAGGAGAGAGUAUCUUCCAGCGGGUCCAGUCUCUGCCAGGGAAUGAGAUCUGCUGUGACUGUGGUCAGAGUGACCCGCGCUGGGCCAGCAUCAACCUCGGCAUCCUGCUCUGCAUUGAGUGCUCUGGCAUACACAGGAGUUUGGGUGUCCACUGCUCUAAAGUUCGCUCUUUAACACUCGACACAUGGGAGCCAGAGCUUAUGAAGUUAAUGUGUGAGCUUGGCAACACUGUGAUCAACCAGAUUUAUGAAGGAGCAUGUGAGGAACAAGGCCUGAAGAAACCGGGCCCUAACAGCUCAAGGCAGGAGAAAGAGGCGUGGAUCAAAGCCAAAUACGUGGAGAGGAAGUUUCUGAAGAAGAUGUGCGGCUCCGAGGCGCUGCUGGAGGGAGGUCGAAAGUCACAUCACUGGAGCGUGAAGAAGUGCAGGAGACACAACAGCUCCAUCAGAGCCCCUAAAACUCGCCGGAAAUACAGACACGACGCUGCCAUCAUGUCUCCAGGAAAUCUCUCCGCCGCUGCAGCAGCUGCAAAGUUUCGGAGGGAAUCUCUAUUUUGUCCUGAUGAGCUUGAUUCACUCUUCUCUUACUUUGACACUGGAUCGGGACCUCGCAGUCUCAGCAGUGACAGUGGUCUUGGUGGCAGCACUGACGGGAGCACUGACAUACUCGUCUUCGGCUCGGUAGUGGACAGCGUCACUGAGGAAGAGUGUGAGGACUCUGAUGAAUCCAGUGGCGAGGUUGAUAUCGAGCAGGAAGCGUCAGAUCCAGAGGACGGUCGUGAGCUUGACCCGAACACACUCCUUCAUAAAGCGUCACGAGCCCGAAACAUGCCGGUCAUGGCAGAAGCGCUCGCACACGGAGCAGACGUCAACUUCGUCAGUGAAGAGGACGAAAGCAAGAGUCCAUUAAUACAAGCCGUCACAGGGGGCUCUCUGAUCGCCUGUGAGUUUCUGCUGCAGAACGGAGCAGAUGUGAAUCAAAGGGACAUUCGAGGACGAGGACCUCUCCAUCAUGCCACAUGUCUGGGUCACACAGGACAGGUGUGCUUGUUCCUGAAGCGAGGAGCCAGUCAGAUGGAGGUGGAUGAGGAUGGGCAGGACCCUCUCAGCAUCGCUGUCCAGGCAGCAAACGCAGACAUUGUCACAUUAUUGCGGUUAGCGCGGAUGAACGAGGAGAUGCGGGAAGCGGAUGGGCCUUUAGGACAGCCAGACGCCAGUAUGCCUGCGAGUCCACUGAGGGUAAAGCGCAAGAGUUUACGAGCGUCUCCUCGUUCGCUGUCGUCUUUCGGCAGUUUCCGCACAUGGCUAAUUUACACUCCUUCAAAACACUAACAGAGGAGACUCCAUCAGGACACACAGCUGCCGUGAAGACUGCCUGCACUGUUUUUUAUUAUCUGAAAGAGUAAUAUAUGAGAAUGUUGAAAUCUGAUACCUUGACUUGAUUUGUUUUUAUAUUUGAUUUGUUUUCAUAUUUGAGACUCCUCCUUGGGCUGGGAUUUUAAGCUUAAAUAUU
Danio aesculapii is the source of this 1994-nucleotide messenger RNA. It is a transcript of the gene acap3b, whose product is annotated as ArfGAP with coiled-coil, ankyrin repeat and PH domains 3b. Bases 92 to 1813 code for a protein of 573 amino acids. Gene Ontology annotation, molecular function: protein binding; GTPase activator activity. Lineage: Eukaryota; Metazoa; Chordata; Actinopteri; Cypriniformes; Danionidae. The transcript has 16 exons. The record is from RefSeq and is a predicted model, not a curated record.